Molecule: messenger RNA, 1156 nt
Organism: Zonotrichia albicollis (white-throated sparrow)
Lineage: Eukaryota; Metazoa; Chordata; Aves; Passeriformes; Passerellidae
Source: RefSeq, a predicted model, not a curated record
UCCAGCCUCUGCUCCACAUCUGUGAGUGCAGCCUUCUCCAUCCAGCUGAGAGGGAAUUAUGUGUGCAAGAGGAGUCAGGGCUCCCUUCCCAGCUCCCAGCUCACACUGCUAGCACUGCGUGCCUGCUGCACACCCAGCUGCCUGCCCGAGGAUGCUGCACCUCAAAGUCCAGUUCCUGGAUGAUUCCCAGAAGAUCUUUGUAGUUGAUCAAAAAUCCUGUGGGAAAGGGCUCUUCAACCUCACCUGCAGCCACCUGAACCUCGUGGAGAAGGAGUACUUUGGGCUGGAGUUUCACAGCCAGGCUGGAAACCAGGUCUGGUUGGAACCACUAAAACCCAUAACAAAGCAAGUGAAAAUGGACCCCGGCCACCUGAGAGAAGAACUGACCAGGUACCUCUUCACCCUCCAGAUCAAGAAGGACCUGGCCCAGGGGCGGCUGCCCUGCAGCGACAAGAGCGCGGCGCUGCUCGUCUCCCACCUGCUGCAGUCCGAGCUGGGCGACUUCCACGAGGAGACAGACCAGCAGCACCUGGCCACGCACAGGUACCUGCCCAACCAGGAGUACCUGGACAACAAGAUCAUGCACUACCACCGGAGACACAGAGGGAAGACGCCGGCCGAGUCGGACGCUCAGCUGCUGGACGUGGCCAGGAAGCUGGAGAUGUACGGGAUCCGCCCCCACCCCGCCAGCGACGGCGAGGGGACACAGAUCAACCUGGCCGUGACACACAUGGGGGUGCUGGUGCUGAGGGGCAAUACAAAGAUCAACACCUUCAACUGGUCCAAAAUUCGCAAACUGAGUUUCAAGAGGAAGCAUUUUCUCAUCAAGCUCCAUGCAAACAUCUCUGAGCUGUGCAAGGACACGCUGGAGUUCACCAUGGCCAGCCGGGACACCUGCAAAGCCUUCUGGAAGACGUGUGUGGAGUACCACGCUUUCUUCAGGCUCUCUGAGGAGCCCAAGUCAAAGCCCAAAGCCCUUCUGUGCAGCAAAGGUUCCAGCUUCCGCUACAGUGGCAGGACUCAGCGGCAGCUGCUGGAGCACGGCAGGAAGGCCAAGAUGAAGAGCCUGCCCUUCGAGAGGAAGCACUACACGUCCCGCUACGAUGAGAGGCAGUGCCGCUCCUCCCCGGACCUCCUGACGGAUGUAUCAAAGCAG